GUUGAUUGUGUCGGGAAGAGUUUCGCUACUGCUCGAUGUCCCCUCAAGAUGCUCAGUAGACCUUUGAGCCAGUCUCACGAAGACUUGCAUGCGGAACCCGGUACAUCGCCGCCACACAACUGAAAUCCAGAAAGCAGUCAAUUGAUGCAAUUGAUCUCUUGUUUCAUUCGAUCUUCAUUCCACCAGGAUAGGUCUUGACAUCUGUCUACCAUGUCAGGCACAAACUUCAAUCCAAAAGACAGGACACUCUUGGCAGUCAUCGGAGACGAGGACUCCGUGACUGGUCUACUCUUAGCUGGUAUCGGAAACAUUGAUAAGCAGAGUCAGAACAAGAACUUUUUGAUCGUCGACGGGAAAACUCAGACUAGCGUCAUCGAAUCUGCCUUCCAGGACUUUACAGAGAGAAAAGACAUUGCCAUUUUACUCAUCAACCAGCAUAUCGCUGAACGCAUACGCCCCUCUGUUGACCGAUAUCAGGCGGCCUUCCCUGCUGUUCUGGAAAUUCCAAGCAAAGAGCACCCUUAUGACCCGUCCAAAGACUCUGUCCUUAAGCGCGUGCAGAAGCUGAGAGGAGACUAGAGCGUCUGCACAGCUAGGCAUCGUUCCUGCCAGAAGAUUCUGCAUCAGGGUGCCGUGCCAAUAGAUACUUUUGUACAACAAUUUGAUCCGUAAUGCAGCAUGAUGUACAGUG
Molecule: messenger RNA, 691 nt
Organism: Kockovaella imperatae
Lineage: Eukaryota; Fungi; Basidiomycota; Tremellomycetes; Tremellales; Cuniculitremaceae
Product: V-type ATPase F subunit
Exons: 5
Coding region: 211-579 (122 amino acids)
Biological process (GO): proton transmembrane transport
Cellular component (GO): fungal-type vacuole membrane; proton-transporting V-type ATPase, V1 domain
Molecular function (GO): proton-transporting ATPase activity, rotational mechanism
Source: RefSeq, a predicted model, not a curated record